Messenger RNA from Amorphotheca resinae ATCC 22711, 1680 nucleotides. RefSeq lists its product as hypothetical. The coding region runs from base 208 to 1461 and encodes 417 amino acids. The record is from RefSeq and is a predicted model, not a curated record. Gene Ontology annotation, cellular component: mitochondrial inner membrane. Gene Ontology annotation, biological process: ubiquinone biosynthetic process. Gene Ontology annotation, molecular function: 4-hydroxybenzoate polyprenyltransferase activity. Lineage: Eukaryota; Fungi; Ascomycota; Leotiomycetes; Helotiales; Amorphothecaceae. The transcript is spliced from 3 exons.
ACCUACCUUGGUAGUCAGUCUUCACCAAAUAAACGGUAUAAGGCUGAGGUUGGAAUGCUGUAGAAGCUUAAGACUACCUAUAUGGUAGGGCUUGCUAGAUUUCUUUAGGGCAAACUAAAUAGACGGGAGUCCUCAUCAUUACUCUGGUCAGGAGAUCCGGCGUUGCUGCUCUUAACGCUGAUAUAACUUCUCAAUAUGCCAGGCCCAAUGGCUUCCAAUGGUCUCUUGAGGUUACCGACGGGGUUCCGCAGUGCUCUGUUGCGAACGGUUACCAGACAUCCGAGGUUGUCAUCCACGCCUAGAGCAAACUGCCUCAUAACUACUGCUGCGUCAAGCUACAGACCAGCUCAGCCAGGAAUAGGCUCUUCUCACUAUUCACGAAGAAAUUUCCGUUCUUCUUCCUUGAAAUCUACUUCAGCGACUGUGGGCCAGGAUAUCGACCAGACUUCCGCGUCAAGUUUGGAUGCUGACUCGCCUCCCGCUCAAUACACGCCUCCGACUACUGGCAUCUUGUCAAAAAUCCCUUCUUCAUGGGUUCCUUAUGCUGAGCUCGUUCGGCUGGAUAAGCCCACGGGCACUUAUUAUCUCUUUUUCCCCUGUCUCUUCUCCACCCUUAUGGCCGCCCCCCUUGCCGUCCCUAUCGCGUCCCCCCUCUCAGUUGUGGGCACCUCCAUGCUAUUCUUCAGCGGUGCUCUUAUCAUGCGCGGAGCUGGCUGUACGAUCAAUGAUCUGUGGGACCGCAACCUUGAUCCGCAAGUAAGACGAACUCGACUACGGCCCAUUGCUCGCGGAGCCGUCUCUCCCUUCAACGCUCUCGUCUUCACUGGUGCUCAACUCUUUGCUGGUCUUGGCAUCCUUCUCCAAUUUCCGUAUCAGUGCUUUUUCUAUGCCGUUCCGAGUUUGCUUCUUGUGUCCUCCUACCCCUUGGCCAAGCGAGUCACACACUAUCCACAAUUCAUUUUAGGACUGACCUUUUCCUGGGGUGCCAUUAUGGGGUUCCCUGCUCUCGGUAUUGAUCUCAUCAACAAUAGUUCCGCUUUGGCAGCUUCUGGAUUUCUCUACGCCUCAAAUAUUGCAUGGACGGUGUUAUACGACAUGAUAUACGCUCAUAUGGACAUCAAGGAUGACGCGAAAGCUGGGAUCAAGAGUAUUGCCUUGAGGCAUGACGCACAGACAAAACAGGUCCUUACGGGUCUCGCUAUCACUCAGAUAGGACUGCUGGCCGCGGCUGGAGUUGCAAUGGGAGCAGGGCCAGUGUUCUUUGUUGGUAGCUGUGGUGGUGCGGCUAUUACUUUGGCAACUAUGAUCAAGAGAGUGAACUUGAAGAGUGUAAAGGAUUGCUGGUGGUGGUUUGUGAAUGGAUGUUGGUUGACUGGAGGGGCGAUCGCUGCAGGUUUGGGUGGCGACUACCUGGUACAGUAUCUGCAGCAGCAAGAGAAGAAACCAGAGGAGAAUGUAUGAUAGAUGUACUUGUAUAAACAGGGAAUCCGGCGCUUUGCCACGUUGAAGGGUUAAGGGGGGGUGUAUCUCGAAUAUCAUUGGGCUUCACAGCACGUCACAGCUUGGAACUUGGUUACGCGAGUGUCUGGCCUCGAGAAUAUUCCACUCGUAUCAGCAGAUCUCAAGGGUUCAAUUCUCGCCAGGGUCUUAUCACAGCCCUAUUAAAGUGGUCAUGCGAGA